AUGGCUCUCGUCACCGACCUCUCAUCCCAUCUCGCCCUGAUCACCGGCGCCACAGGAGGUAUCGGACACGCGACAUCCCUAGCCCUGGCCCGCCUCGGCUGCUCCAUCGCCGUGCACUACCACAGCGCAUCCGAGACGGCGUCAUCGCUCGUGUCGACGCUGCAGUCCAUGGGCGUGCGGGCGGCAGCGUUCCGCGCAGACCUGAGUUCCUACAGCGAGACACGCGAGCUGCAUGCCGCCGUGGUGCGCGACCUAGGCCAUCCCACCAUCUUGUUCAACAAUGCCGGCACCACUCUGGGCAAAAGCGGCGUCAAGGACAUUGGCGAUGUCAGUGUCGAAGAGUUCGAGGCCACGUGGAGAGCGAACUGCGGCACGGCUUUCCUGCUCACUCAGUUGUGUUUGCCUGCGAUGCUGGAGAGCGGGUGGGGGAGGGUCAUUUUCUGUUCCAGUGUUGCUGGGUUCACGGGCGGCGUGGUCGGACCGCAUUAUGCGUCCUCCAAAUCCGCCAUGCACGGUCUGGUGCACUGGUUGGCAAAUGCCUAUAGUAAGAAGGGCAUCACUGUUAACGGCAUCGCGCCCGCCUUGAUCGAAGAUACGAAGAUGUUGCCUCACGCUCCGGAGCUAGCUGCCAAAAUCCCGAUCGGGAGGCUGGGGAAGCCUGAAGAGAUUGCCGAGACUGUCGUAUGGAUGGUCAAGACCGGCUAUGUGAACAAUAAGGUCAUCGGCGUCGAUGGAGGAUUGUUCAUCCAAUGA
Capronia coronata CBS 617.96 is the source of this 753-nucleotide messenger RNA. RefSeq lists its product as uncharacterized. Lineage: Eukaryota; Fungi; Ascomycota; Eurotiomycetes; Chaetothyriales; Herpotrichiellaceae. The transcript is spliced from 3 exons. The coding region runs from base 1 to 753 and encodes 250 amino acids. The record is from RefSeq and is a predicted model, not a curated record. Gene Ontology annotation, molecular function: oxidoreductase activity.